Tricharina praecox is the source of this 2266-nucleotide messenger RNA. RefSeq lists its product as uncharacterized. The transcript has a single exon. NCBI's taxonomy places the organism in Eukaryota, Fungi, Ascomycota, Pezizomycetes, Pezizales, Pyronemataceae. Bases 327 to 1814 code for a protein of 495 amino acids. The record is from RefSeq and is a predicted model, not a curated record.
GUCCGAGUUCGCCGGCGCUCAAACUUCAAUCAAGACUUUUCGUCUGCAAUAACUGCUAUAUUCUUUGAUCCGAUAUCUAUAUCCUACUGUUCUGUUGGCUGCCGAUAUCACACACCGUCACCGUCCUUUCACUGGGCAUAUAUCCGAUCCUUAAAACGCCAACCCGAUCACGUUUCCGUAUGUACGUCCACAGUCAAUUUCUUGAAGAUACCAGUCGACGGCCCUGAAAAGUGUACAGAUUGUGCCUCCGGCUUGCCCCAGCUCUCGACGUCAAUCCGGCGGACUUCCACGCAUCUCCUCUCUUUCUCGGCACUGCCUCUCGCACGAUGGUCGAAGCUUCGGCGACCGACUGGAUGUCGGCAGUCUUCUCCGGAGUGGCAGCCAUUGCAGCAAUCAUCACUCUCCUCACGGUGUACCACGCAGCGAUAUCGAUAAUUUCGCGCCGCGAAGCCUAUCGGUUGGGUAUUUCCCGGGAGGCUCUCGGUCCGUGGGAAAAGGCGGUGGUUCGGCCAUCACUGUGGAAAAUGCAAACGCAAAUCUCCACGCCGACGAUCAACUUGGCGAAAUUAGGCGCCUUGAAGCCCGAAGAUUGGCAACCGAGGAUUACUUUCCCCAUGCGGUUCGACCCAAAGCCGGAGAAGACUCCCUCUUGGCGGACAAGAAUCACCUCCCCCAUGGGUGCCGCAAAGGACCCUCACUGCGACCUCGAAAAGGCUGCGGAUCUCGGGCUCGUCCUGGCGGAGGCUAGUUGGGUCAACUUCCUCGAGGCGUUAAGCAUUGCCGACGACAACAAGAAGUGCUACGAAAUGCAAACCCAAUCCGACAUGGUCAAUGGAAUCGUUCCAAUGCGCUGGAAGGGGAGGUAUUUGGCUGGAAUUAGUUCGAUGCUUGGGUUCCAGGUGCCCCCGAAAAACCAAGAGGAACCCGAUAUGCCCAUGACCCUUCCCUCUCAAUGGUCGGGGCCUUUGGGUUGGCUGCAGUUCAGGGCCAGCGCAGAUGGAUGCGUCAUCGAGUUCCGGAGGAGAAGGGUGCGAAAGGACCAUCUAGCCAAAGAAACCCACACAUAUUAUGCGAAGCUCGAUGCGCGACCUCUAUGCCUUCAAUCACGGCUCUGGCAAUCAAUGUCCGGAUUCUCAUUGCCAGAUGAUGAGCUUCUUUACAUUUCAGGCGCAGAUCCUAGGGAGCACGACCCCGCCGAAGAACAGCGCUCAACCGACGAUAUAUGCAACCAAGUGAUGGCUGAUUCUCGCGACCUCACAGAAGAAGAGAUAAUGGACAUGUUGUGGGGGAAAAAUUCCCAGAGACCUCGAGCCCUCCAACCCGAUGUCGUCCAGAUGGGCCCAUCUCAGGCCGGCGAUCUAAAGGAACAGGAAAAGAAGAAGUCUCUGCAACUAGCCGUCCUCGUUCCGUGCCCCGGCCUUCUCUCCGUGGUUACAGAAGGAGAACUGGCGGACUGUCGCGGAAUCGACCUUCGCUCGCGCAACUGCUACGAAUAUCGUAGGAAAUACACCGAUAUUGCCGAUUACAAUUACACCAAAAGCGAAAACCCGCAUCGACUCGGCCAGUUGUGCAUGAGCGACGAAGUUCUAAAGCUCGUCAAAAAAGCUGUCCAGAGGUUGGAGCCAGACAGCUAUUACUUCACGCCCAGCGCGAUACUCAAAAACAGUGUGAUGAAUAUUUGGAAACAUGUCGAUGACUAUUCGGACCGGCUCGAUCCGAAAAUCUUUCCAACCAGCGGACUUCAAGCUUGGGAAAGCGAUUCUUCUCCACCCGAAGCCGGACUCGGGCAAUUAUACCACGCUAUGACUGUUUGAAACGAAUUCCAAGCCAUCAAGAGCACGGGCCGAGCGGAUUUUACGAUCAACGACAUAGGUAUCAUCUCGAAAGCGUCCCAGACACUUCAUAAGAUUUUCUCGUCCACGGAUGAACUGAAUUACCAAGGAAACGAUCUCAUAUGGGCAAUCUUAGUGUCAACUCCCCUCUUCACAGACCUGCUAGUGCGAUUCAAGGCACUCACCGAAAAGGACUCCGAUAGACUCCAAACCAACACCUUGACUAGUGAGCCUGGGGUCGUCGAUUGCAGUUCCAUAAAUUUGCUAGGCGAUCGGGAUAGCGAGGGGGUAGCGCGAUUGGAGAAAAAAGGAAUAUACGAUGUUCCAUUGAUAAAAAGUGGGUCUUUUACUGAAGCUCAAUUGCUGGUGGCGUUUGUGGAUGUCUUCCUUACUUAUUUCUGGAUUGAAAAUUCGUGGAUUUCCAAUGUCGGUCG